AAUAAAUUUUUACUGGUCCGGCAGCACGACAAGAGGUUUUUGUUUACAGCACGCCGGCUGCAGUUUUUAAGAAUUAAAAAGAUAUUUAUUUGUAAAUUAAGGCAAUUUUUACACACACGAACUCGCAAUGUCGCAGACCAUGCCGCCAGAGAACUUAAGCAGCCGCCUGUUGACGGUGCUCAGUUUGCCUCUUUUCGAGCGCGUGCACGAGCUGAGCAUCCUGUUCGAUCGGUGCUCCCUGCGCCAAGUGCAGGAGAUCUUCCCCCACAUUGUGCACUCCAUCUUCGGGAUCAGCGGCAAUCCUUUGGGCUGGGGCCUGCGGACCACGACGCUGGAGAACAACCCACUGCACUUCCAAACGCUGCAGCAGUUCUUCGGCGUCUGUGGUCCUUGGAUGCACGUUUGCCACCGCCUGCUCCUCGACCAGUACAAAUUCGAGCUGGACAUCAACCUGCUGCCGGCCAAAUUCGUUAGCCUGUUGCAGAAUGGUCAAAAUCCCAGGUUCUAUGCGGAACUCAUCAAUGUAGACACGAUGGUGCACCAGGUGUCCACGCUCUCGCUCAACGCCUUCGACUUCUACGUGAUUCACUUUGUGCUGUACGCCCUGCAGCCGCUGCACUCCAUCAAUCCCAUAGCCAUGCAAAUCCACAACGUGCGCAGCAAAACAAUCUACCUGAAACUGGUGUCCGAGUACCUUAACAACUUCCUGCCGUUGGUGCCCGAUGCACGCAUAGAACCGGUGCACUUCAGCAGCGGCGUUAAGGCUCCACAGCCAUUGCCAGCGCAGGCAUUACAACCCCAAAGACAACCGCGCUACAUAAAGAUCCCCAGCUCCUAUCGCAAUGGCGGAAACGUGUCGGGCGGAGGUGGCAGUCCCAAUGCAAGCGUUGGCGGCGGUAACACAUCACCACAGUCCAACAGCCCAAAUGCCACCGCGAACAGGGCCUACGCCUGGCGAUCUGAGAGCGUACUCCACUUCUUCGUAGACAUCUGGCUGCGCUACGACAUCGAGUCGGAGCAUCAUUUGCCCAGCAGCGAUUUUGUGCGCGGCGUACGCACGUUGGUCAAGCAGGUCCACUUCUUUGCGAAUGGGGCUCAGCACGAUCACAGUUCGCUGUGCGCGCUGCGUAAGAUAUCGUUGAGUAUGGUUAAGUCAAGGAUCUACGCCUUUAUAUGUGGAUUGAUCGAUCGUUGGCCUCUGGACAGCUCGUUGAUGGUGGUGCUGGAGCUCUGGCUCAGUUACAUUCAGCCAUGGAGAUACACCAUUGCGGCGCUGAACAAUAAGACACCUAGCAUUUCCUACAGGCCGCCCAUUACGUCCUGCUUCGAUGGCUUUAUUAUCGACAAUCUUAUUAUGUACACACACAUAUUUAUGCAGUUACUGCCACACUUUGGGCGGUUGGAUUACACCGUAUAUCGGAACGCAUUUAUGCUGUACCGCCUGGCCACAAUCUUCUCUCAACACGAUUUAGUAGAUAGACUGCAGCGUUUUGAGCGUCUCCAUGGAGGCAAUGCUUAUGGCUUUGACUCGCCCCAGCGACAAGUCAACAUGAUGAACAAAUCCUAUUCUCCGGGCUCUCAGUGGAAUCAAGUCGUUAGCACAAGCUCCGCCAAGCUUUUUAGUUAUCCCAUGCAAACGCAAAUGGAAAGCUUCUUGUUCCUGAUCAGUAUGGCCCGAAACUCGGUGCUCAGAGACAUCGCUAAGCUGCGCAACGAAAUUGCGGAGAAACAGCGCUCUGAGGGAUUUCUUAAGAACUUUUAUAACAAGGUCUUCGGCGAGUGCACCCAGGAUGAAGUGACCCUGCGCGAGUUCAGUCGCAUUCCGGAGGUUUUGCGUCAAUGCAUCGACGCCUUCUGUCGAACGUUUAAUGUUGAUCAAGCGAAUCUAUCUAUGCAUGAAAAUCUGCCAGAGGAGCCAUUAUUGCCUACUGCGACUGCGGUGCAAAAUUUCAGCUUUUUCGACGCCAGCGACUCCCUGGACACCUCAAAGCUGAACCCGCACCAAAUGUCGCUCAAUGCGUCUAGCAUGCAUGCCACUGUUGAUCCUGCAACGCUGCCCAUCCAGACCAAUGAGGUUAAAGCAUUGGUAAGAAUGCUGCACUUUGUAUCUGACAAGAUAAACCAAAAGUAUGGUAGUCAAAUACAAGGAUUCUACGUCCGCGACGAUUACUGCGGAAAAGUUGCUCGGCAACUGUUGUACGCUCCGAUGACGGAACAGUGGUUUGACAAAAGCUCCGGCCAAGUGGACAUAUGUGAAAACACGGUUCCUCCGCGAGUUUGCCUACGACCAUUGGGCUCUAUACCCGCUCUUACAACGAUCGGUUGUUUCCUGAUCCUGGGACAACUGGUGUGGGGUGCCCCCAUCUUGGGACUAUUUUUUCUGGCCAUUGUGCUCUUAUUCUAUACCUUGCUGCAGGCAUUGUUUUCCUAGUUUGAAAUGUUUAACUAGAUAGGUUACGAAAUAUGUGACAUUUAUAUAUUUGUAUAAAACUAAAGAAACUACGAUUACAA
Drosophila teissieri is the source of this 2511-nucleotide messenger RNA. RefSeq names its product sphingomyelin phosphodiesterase 4. Gene Ontology annotation, biological process: glycerophospholipid catabolic process; ceramide biosynthetic process; sphingomyelin catabolic process. The coding region runs from base 128 to 2431 and encodes 767 amino acids. The record is from RefSeq and is a predicted model, not a curated record. NCBI's taxonomy places the organism in Eukaryota, Metazoa, Arthropoda, Insecta, Diptera, Drosophilidae. Gene Ontology annotation, molecular function: sphingomyelin phosphodiesterase D activity. The transcript has 7 exons.